Messenger RNA from Acanthoscelides obtectus, 1216 nucleotides. The record is from the annotation of a GenBank genome assembly. Lineage: Eukaryota; Metazoa; Arthropoda; Insecta; Coleoptera; Chrysomelidae.
AUUUUCCCCCGAUCACUUUGAACCGCCAUCUGAUAAAAUCGAAAGGUCUACGAAGAGAUCAGUUCAAUUAGCAACUAUGGGAUAUAUUGAUGACGUAUUUGGAAGUAGUAGCAAGGCCAUGUCUGAACAGAAAAAAAGAAAAGUAGAGACCAGUAAUGAUCCCAAUGUAUGGCUGAAGUGGUACCAUGAACUAAGUGAUGAAAGUGAUCUGAGCGAAAGCUCUAAGGAUGAAGAUGAAAGUGAGAAAGAGGAAGAAAAUAUACUGACAGAGAGUGAGCAUAAUACAGAAUCGGAACAAGAGGUUGCAGAAAGUGAAGAAGUUGAAAGUGACGAAGACGUGCCUUUAGUUUCUUCUAGUUUCUACAUUGGGAAGGACAAAAUAACGAAAUGGAGAAAAGCGAAUCCUCCACGAAAUGUGAAAACAAGGUCCCGUAACAUUAUUAUUCAUUUACCAGGACCCAAAGGUAAAGCACGAGAAGUGAAAACAGAAGUAGCAGAUUCAGAACUCUUUUUAGACGACAUUAUUCUCAAAACAAUUACAGCGUGCACUAAUAUUUAUAUAGAGAAAACACGUCAAGGAUUUACAAGGGACAGAGAUGCAAGGAGUACUGAUGAGAUAGAAAUAAGGGCAUUUAUUGGAUUGUUGUUUCUUAUAGGCACCAUGAGAUGUUCUCGUAAAAAUAUUCAUUUACUAUGGGAUAACUCCAAGGGAAAUGGCAUUGAAUCAUGUUAUCUUACUAUGAGUGAACAAAGGUUCCGUUUCCUUUUGAGAUGUUUGAGAUUUGACAACAUCAAUGACCGUAACAUGCGUAAAGAACUUGAUAAAAUGGCAGCAAUUAGGGAAGUGUUUGAACUAUUCACCAAUAAUUUUGAGAAAUAUUUCUCACCGAGUGAAUAUCUAACUAUAGACGAGCAAUUGCUUGCGUUUAGAGGUAGUGCAGCUUUCCGCCAGUACAUCCCCAAUAAGCCAAGUAAAUAUGGUAUUAAAACAUUUGCUUUGGUUGAUGCUAAAACAGCUUAUACUAUGAAACUGGAAACCUACCUGUAUGAAGAAAAUUUCGACGACAUCUCAACUUUUCACAAAGUUGAUCUACUGAAGAAAGGAAGCAGGAUAUCGGUUGAAGAAGACAAUAUAGAAGUUGGUAGAAUACAGGAGAAAAGAGGGGGAAACACAUCAGGAAAAUUGUCGAACCUGAGGGAGCAACUAUAUAAAUAA